Pristis pectinata (smalltooth sawfish) is the source of this 3169-nucleotide messenger RNA. RefSeq names its product protein-glutamine gamma-glutamyltransferase 2-like. The record is from RefSeq and is a predicted model, not a curated record. Gene Ontology annotation, biological process: peptide cross-linking. Bases 117 to 2168 code for a protein of 683 amino acids. The transcript has 13 exons. Gene Ontology annotation, molecular function: protein-glutamine gamma-glutamyltransferase activity. NCBI's taxonomy places the organism in Eukaryota, Metazoa, Chordata, Chondrichthyes, Rhinopristiformes, Pristidae.
CAGAAACUUUGCAGCCAAUCACAACAUGUUGACAGUAUAAAUUUUGACAGAAGUUUAUCAGGAGUCAGUGUAACAGAAGGAGCAGCAGAAAGGAGGAUCGCUUCAUUGAUAGAACCAUGGCAGCAUUUGCUGAAAUGAGUUACACUGCUGAUUUUCACUGUGAGAAGAACAACCAGCAGCACAGGACUGAUGAGAUCACCACCAAGCGACUGAUUAUCAGGCGGGGACAAACCUUCCACAUCACGUUGCGAGUGAACAUGAAUGAAUAUACCAUAGACCACAACAAUAUUUUGUUCAUUGCUGAGACAGGACCAAAACCUUCAGAAGCAUCUGGAACAAAAGUCUUAUUUCAAUUAAGAUCAAUUGAUCCAAGGUGGUGGAGUGGAGCUGUUGUUUCCAGCACUGGAACGACAUUGGUCCUGACCGUAUCCCCACCACCAAAUGCCAGGAUUGGACAAUAUACUUUAACUCUCCUGAGCCCCAUGGGACAGCAGAUCAUGAAGUAUCGACUUGGAGAGUUCAUUCUACUUUUCAAUCCAUGGUGCAGAGAGGACGAAGUCUUUCUGGAUAGUGAAGAGCAACGACAAGAAUAUGUGCUGAAUGAAGACGGAAUCAUCUAUAAUGGCAGUUGUCACCAGAUUCAAAGUCGCUCAUGGUACUUUGGACAGUUUGAAGAAAGUGUUGUGGAUAUCUGUCUUAAGAUUUUGGAUAAAAAUAUCAAAUGCCAGAAUAACCCAGCAAAGGACUAUAUACGCAGAAAUGACCCUGUUUAUAUCAGCAGAGUUGUGACAGCUAUGGUGAAUUGUGCUGACGACAAAGGGGUACUUGCUGGCAAAUGGAAUGAGCCAUAUUCUGGAGGGGUGUACCCUUGGUCAUGGAAUGGAAGUGUCCCAAUCCUUCAUCAGUGGUAUAAAGGAGGCUUUCUGCCAGUUCGCUACGGACAGUGUUGGGUGUUUGCAGCAGUGGCUUGCACAGUUUUGAGGUGCCUGGGAAUUCCUUCCCGUGUUGUCACCAACUUCAACUCUGCUCACGACACAAACUGCAACUUAACAAUUGAUGAAGAAAUUGAUGAAUGUGGAAGACUGCUUGGUGAAGAUGUAUGGAACUUCCACGUCUGGGUAGAGAGUUGGAUGGCACGAAGUGACCUGAAGCCAGGCUAUGAUGGAUGGCAGGCUCUGGACCCAACACCACAGGAGAAAAGUGAAGGAAUUUACUGCUGUGGACCUGCUCCAGUCAAAGCGAUCAAAGAAGGGGCAGUGGAGAUGAAGUAUGAUGUCCCCUUUGUUUUUGCGGAGGUCAAUGCAGAUGUGGUAACUUGGAUGUGCUGCAGGGAUGGCAGGAAAGUAAAGACAUCUGUCAAAACUCAACAUGUGGGCCAAUAUAUCAGCACCAAGAGUUGUGGCAGUAAUGAUCGUGAAGACAUCACAUACAAUUACAAGUAUCCUGAGGGCUCUCAUAAAGAACGAGCAAUAUUUGAUGAAGCUCAAUUCAGAAAUAAACUGCAACCUCCGCAAGAAGAGAAACUCCUUGCGCACGUGAAAACUCAUGAAUCAGUAAACUAUGGAUCUGAUAUUCAUGCUGUUGUGAACAUCUCCAAUAACAGUUCAGAGAGCAUGGUUUGCAAACUUCACCUCAAUGCUCAGAUACUGAAAUAUACCGGAUCAGCCGUGAAACAAAUUAUGGUACUGAGUGUGAAUGAAGUUGUAGUUAAAGGCAAUGAAGUUACAACGAUGCCUGUAGACGUGCCUUUCAGGGAAUUCGGCAAUUACCUGGAAAAUCAUCAAUUGCUCAAGCUGAUAGCUGUGGUAGCUGAUACAAGAACAAAUGAAAAUGCGUUGGCAGUGAAAGACAUUUCUGUGGUCAAACCUGCUAUCAUAGUGAAUAUUCUGGGGGUUGCCAUUCUGAAUCAAGUGCUGACUGCAGAAAUCAGUUUUCGGAAUCAAUUGACCGAACCACUCUAUGAUUGUGUCUUCACUGUAGAAGGAGUAGGACUGAUUGAUGGCAUGCAACAAAUUAGGGUUGGGGAGAUAAAGGCGAACGAUGAAAUUGCAUUUAAAGUUCAAUUCAUCCCCCAUAAAUCAGGACUGCGGAAAUUAAUGGUGGAUCUUGACUGCAACAGAAUGAAGGAUGUGAAAGGUUUCAAGAAUGUAGUUGUCCAAUGCUUUUAAGUUAAUCUGAUUAACUGAUACUAUAUAUUUACCAACAAAAGUUGCAUCAUGUUAACCUUUGUAAUUUGUUUCAAUCAAAAUUAGUCGGAAUGCUUAAAACGCUGAUGUGCACCUGUGAUUUCCAUUAUAUCAAUAAUUAGGAUGGCCAUGAUUGGUGUGAAAUUAGGCUCCACUGUGUGCAAUUUCUAGGCAAAAUGCCCAACUGCCAGAAUGUAAUUACGUUUUGCUCACUGAAAAUAGGUGUUAUGCUGUUUAAGUAUGUUGAUCAGUUCCCAACUUGACCGGCACCCAAGGCCAAUAAAGAGCAGUUCAGUAUUUAUUCCUGUUUUGUGCUUAAUGCAGAGUGAGAGAAAUAAGUGCAUUUUUCAUGUCUUCACAGUAAUGCGGUGGGCAAUGGAUGGUCCACCUUUUUCAUCUAUUUGUCAAUUAUCUCCCCCAAACAUUAUCAGCAGUUGCCUGAGACGGAUAAUUUUGCAGAGCCCCCAAUCCAUGAACAGCAUCAGGGCACACUAUUUGCAUCUGAGUUUGCCAUCAUUGUAGAGAUAGGGCUCAAUUUUCAGCAAACCUUAGGCCUCCAUAUUUAGGCAUGUAUUGUGGUCACCCUGUCCGUGUGGUGCCAGUUUUUAAUGUAGGAGUAUUUCAUUGGCUACACUAUUCAAACCUGUGUACAUCUAAAAUUUUAUUUCCAUAAUAUAUUUCCACAUUAUGAUUUUAAUUAUGAAUCCAACUGAUGUCUACCUUCCAGAUAUUUUAAUUACAGCUUUGCUUUCAUUGCACAUGAAAGAUACUGUUACUGUUAAAGGAUAGUGGAGUAAAAGGACAUUAAGAUAAGAGAGAGAUCAUCAAUUUGAAACCAUCUGGCCUCACUUGCUGGGAAUUUUCAACAUUUUGUGAUUGAUGUCAGGUAUCUAGCAUGUAUGGUAUUUUGCUUUCAGUUAUUGAUUUCCAGGGUACUGACAAUUGCAUUAAUUGUAUUCCAUUAAUGAAGAAAAUAAAGCUGA